Molecule: messenger RNA, 1856 nt
Organism: Xiphophorus maculatus (southern platyfish)
Lineage: Eukaryota; Metazoa; Chordata; Actinopteri; Cyprinodontiformes; Poeciliidae
Product: transmembrane protein 80-like
Exons: 6
Coding region: 6-443 (145 amino acids)
Biological process (GO): non-motile cilium assembly
Cellular component (GO): ciliary transition zone
Source: RefSeq, a predicted model, not a curated record
UCAAAAUGGCGAUUCCAGGACCAGGAAUGUCUGCGGGUUCGCUGUCCUCUGUUACCCUGCAGCUGCUGCUGAACCUGACGAGCAUCUACUUCGUCUUCUAUUUCCUCUUCACUCUCAGCCUACUCAUCAAAAAGAGCUUGGAGCUGCCGUAUCCUUCUGAUGCGUUGAUAAGUGAUGUUGGACUACUGCUCCUCUUUGCUGCUCUGGAGUUUCUGCAUUUCUACUGGGGUGUGAGGGGCAAUCUGACGGAGAGUGACAGCUAUAUGUUUGGGAACCUCAUUAUGACAGUAACAACCAUCUUAUUGGCGGUGUACUUCCUGGUGUGGCAGACCUACGUCAUGAGAGCAGAUGUAGUAAUCAGCAGUGUGUUGAUCACUGUCUAUGGUGCUGAUGGAGUCCUGGCUUUAAGCACCCUGGCCAAAUUUAGGAGAGAGUAUUUGUGAGGAAGACUUCACCAUCAUAUAUCCUGCAGCAAACUAGGAAGUUAAUAUUGCACAGAUAGAAAUCAAGAUUUAUGAAAUGAAUUUGUUUUUUGGACAGUUUGAGUGUUUUUAUUGUAAUUUCUUUUCUUUAUUAAACUUUUGUUCUUUUUUAAUUAUUUAAUUCUUACAGGCUAAGUAUGAAAAAAUAUACAAAAUCUGACUUAAAUUAUAAAUUUAUUGAAAUCUAAUUAAUUGUAAGUAUUUAUGUAGCUGAAAGUGGAACAAUAGUAAUAGAAAUGUUGGUUGUGUUCAAAGUAAAGCCCAGGGUUUCUGAUAAGUCAGGAAAAGUCAAAAAUCUGAUUGAAAUCAUUUCUGGGUCUGGAUAAAUGUUGAAACAGGAGAGAAUACAGAAAAUAUUUGCAUUUUCACAUUUAAUUCAUUAUCCCAAGGUCUAUAUCCAUUUUCUGUUCAUUCAUCUAAUCAUUCAUCUGCCUUUGUGUCCCUCUUUCCAGUCUCUUGGUUUGUGGGUUCAAUAUUUUCCCACUGACCACUGUAGAAAUAUCUGCCAUAAAGUCACAGCAUUCUUUGGUUGUUAUGAAUAAAAAAUCUACUUAACUAACUUGGAUCCCUUCUAUUAAAAUGUUACAAACCAUUAGUUUCAAUGUGUUACCUAGUUUGUCCAGCAGAGGGCAGAAUAGUUUUAAAGUGUAAUAAAAUGAAAGAUUUUUAGUACUUAGUUUCUUUUUUUAUUACAGUGCUUGUUUUUAAGUGUUUGAAUGAGGUUUGGUCAUACUUUAGUCAAUGUGAAAAUCCACAGUCUGGACUUUUGCACAGCAAUAACAGCCUAAAUCCAAAACAGUACUGUGAGAUAGCGUGACAUGGCCCAGUAAUAUGAAAUAACAAAGAAUAGCCCUAAUGUUUUUACACGGUGUCCUCUACAACGCCUUCCUGGCUGCAUUUAAUGUCUACCCCAUUUUCAGUGUUUGUCCUUUAUGGCUCCACUUUCCUCAAACAGAUUUCUCAGUACUGACAGCUAAGGUUAAUGAUCAAACCCAGUGACAAGGUUCCUAAAGUAACCACCUUCCAAACAAAUCACAUAUCAGAGUGCUUGUGGUUGAGCAACAGGUGAGCACAGAUAAACACUGACUGUAGGUCGGCCACGCUCUACGCCUGUCCUUGAUACCCCAAGAGGUGCCUUUUUCUUUGUCUUCUUCUGGCUUUUAGUUUAAGCACUAUGACUGUAAUUUGCACUGCAUAAAACCAGCAUUGUGUGGAUGAAUUUCUCUGGAGGGACCAAAGAGAGGUCAUUGUUAGCAAGUGAUACUGAAACCUGGGCAGCGAUCCAUGCAAUCACCCUCAGGAAUCCAGCCAGUUUAGACCAGUCGCUGCCUAGUGUACAAAAGAAGCCUCUGAAUAAUAAAACAAUGCAACACA